AUGUCUGAUACUACAAAUAACUCAAACAAUCAAACUAGAAAUCCAAUUGCUCAAUCAACUACAACUACAACUUCAUCAGGAGAAUCAACUCAACAGGUUAUGAGCCAAUUGACUCAAGGCUUAGGUGGUAAUUAUAACAUAUUUUCUGGUUUAGUUAUUCCAAAUGAAUUAAAGCUUCAAUCAAAGGUCAAUUUUAUGUUAUGGAAAAAUAAUUUGAAAAGAUUAGCUGAAGGUGUUAGUCCAGAAUUUAAGGCUUUUGUUGAUGAUGAGGUUGCUAGUGAUUCAUACCCUGCUAUUCAUAAUAAUAAACUUGACAUUUUGUUAUCAUUAACUGUUAAAGAAUCAAUUAUUUCUCCAAUUCGUUCACUUGGUUUUAUUGGUAAAGAUAUUUAUUUAGAAAUCCUUAAAGAUUUUGGUGUAUUUCAUACUCAUGAUAAAAUUAAAAUUGUUGUUAAAUAUUGGGAAAAACUUGCUGAUCCAACUGUUAAUCUUAAAACAAAAUUUAUUACUGAAAAAGAAUAUUUGCAAUUUGUUAAUACUUUACCAAAAGAAGAACAAGAAGCUCUUUUUCAUUUUAUUUGGCUUCAUCUUUCAAAAUCAAGAUGUAUUGAUAAAUAUUUAGAUGGCUAUGAUCCAAAAUUAAAUACUUCAGAUAUCAAAAGAUUUAUUACAGUUCAUCCAGAAUUAGAUGAAGGUACAACUGCUAUUAAUGUUAACGCUGUUUCAUCAAAUGUUUCAGAUGUGAUUGUUAAUCCUGCUAAUGUUGGUAACCUUUUCAAAGUACAAUGCACAAAUUGUUUUGGUUUAGGUCAUCUUGCUCGUAAUUGUGUGUCACCAAAUAGGAGAUUUGUAAGUAUUCCAGAUGUAGAAAGAAGAUUAUUAGCUUUUAAAUAUAGAUUUGGUGCAAAAACUGGUAGGUUUAAUGCUGAUUACAACAAUUCAAAUGGUGCUGCUUGUUGUAAUUUUGUUCUCUAA
Molecule: messenger RNA, 975 nt
Organism: Lodderomyces jiufengensis
Lineage: Eukaryota; Fungi; Ascomycota; Pichiomycetes; Serinales; Debaryomycetaceae
Exons: 1
Coding region: 1-975 (324 amino acids)
Molecular function (GO): nucleic acid binding; zinc ion binding
Source: RefSeq, a predicted model, not a curated record